Messenger RNA from Panicum virgatum (switchgrass), 2119 nucleotides. Its product is annotated as probable apyrase 6. Bases 136 to 1740 code for a protein of 534 amino acids. Gene Ontology annotation, cellular component: membrane. Lineage: Eukaryota; Viridiplantae; Streptophyta; Magnoliopsida; Poales; Poaceae. Gene Ontology annotation, biological process: nucleoside diphosphate catabolic process. The record is from RefSeq and is a predicted model, not a curated record. Gene Ontology annotation, molecular function: nucleoside diphosphate phosphatase activity. The transcript is spliced from 8 exons.
CACGCUCGCUCCCCGCACCGGAUCCCUGCCACCACCUCGCCGCGGCGCGCCGGCACCCCCCACCUCCCCGCCGACGCGCCGCGAGCCCCGAGCGCCCCGAACGAGCCGCCGGGGCCGAUCUGCACCCCCUGUCCGAUGCGCCGCCCCAAUGCCCGCGGCGAUCACAAGGAACAAACCCUAGCUCCCGUCCCCUCCCCCGCCGCCCGGAUCAGGAUGGGCGCCCCGCGGCGGCAGCCCGGCUCCCGCCGCCGCAUCGCCUGCGCCCUCGCGCUCCUCGCCGCGUCCGCGCUCGCCCUGCUGCUCCUCCUCGCGUCCCGCUCGGCGCCCCCGAGGUACGGCGUCAUCAUCGACGCCGGCAGCACGGGGAGCCGCGUCCACGUCAUCGCCUACCGCGCCGGCCCGGGCCGGGGCGCGACCCCGCAGCUGGACUGGGCGCGCACGGCCUCGCUGAAGGCGAACCCGGGGCUGUCGUCCUUCGCGGCGGAUCCCCGCGGCGCGGGGCUGUCGCUGGCCCCGCUGGUGGAAUUUGCGCGGCGCCGCGUGCCACGGGAGAGGUGGGCGGACACCGAGGUGCGGCUCAUGGCCACGGCAGGGCUCCGGCUUCUCGACGCCGCGGUGUCAGAGUCUGUUCUGGAGUCAUGCAGGGAUGUGCUUCGCCAAUCGGGGUUCCUGUUCCAGGACAAAUGGGCCACCGUGAUCUCAGGGGCUGAGGAAGGUAUAUAUGCAUGGGUUGCAGCAAAUUAUGCAUUGGGGACUCUAGGCGGUGAUCCACACGACACCACUGGGAUAAUUGAGCUUGGUGGGGCAUCUGUUCAGGUCACUUUUGUAACGGGUGAACCUUUGCCCCCGGAGUUCUCUCAUGUGCUUAAGUUUGGCGAUGUCUCAUAUAAUCUGUACAGCCACAGCUUUUUGCAAUUUGGCCUAAAUGUAGCAUACGAGUCACUCCAUGACUUGCUCAGCUCACCUGGCCUUAAAUCAAUGGCCGCACAUGUAAUUACUCAAACGAAGUACAAAGAUCCUUGCACUCCAAGGGGAUUUACAAGUAUGGUGGGAACAGCUAAACUUCCUGUUAGUGUUCUUGAGCCAAAGGUCGAAUACAGACCUUUUGCUCAUGCUGUGGGGAACUUCUCUGAGUGUAGAUCUGCAGCGCUAACACUAUUGCAGAAAGGAAAAGAGGAAUGUGCAUAUCAUGAAUGCCGCCUUGGAGCGGCAUUUGUGCCAGAGCUGGAAGGGAAUUUUUUAGCAACAGAAAAUUUUUACCAUACUUCAAAGUUCUUUGGUCUGCAUUCAAAGUCCUUCCUUUCUGAUCUGAUGGUGGCUGGGGAGAAAUUUUGCCAUGGGGAUUGGUCGAAGAUUAAGAAGAAGUACAGCUCUUUCAAUGAGGGAGAGCUGCUUCUGUUUUGUUUCUCAUCAGCAUAUAUAAUCGCUUUACUACAUGAUACUCUUAAGAUGCCGCUGGAGCAUAAGAGGAUUAAUGUUGUAAAUCAAAUCCACGGUGUGCCUGUUGACUGGGCAUUGGGUGCUUUCAUUGUGCAAACGACGAUGAACCGGACAGAGUACUCAGACUCAUCAGUUUCAUAUCUAAACAGCUAUGACUCUUCUGGCUUGGCACCAAUUUUCUUGAUUACAAUUGUGGUUGUAUUUACAGCAUUCUCCAUCCUGAGGUGGAGAAGGCCUCAGCUGAAGACGAUCUACGACAUGGAGAAAGGCCGGUACAUCAUAACCAGGGUCAGCCGAUGAGCUUCGCGCGUCGGCGCUGGGAGUGGGUAAACUUACUACAGCGGAGCACCAGUGACCGUGAAUGUAGAUUUUCGUAAAUUAAUUUUUUUACCCGGUGGCCAGCAACCCGUCUUGGCGCCGCCUUGCAGAAUUAACCGGAGUUCAAGCUACAGCCCUCAUGUAUAGGACAAUAUGGGUUGCGGCGGCAUUCGUGUCUCUGCGCAGUGUACCUUGUUGUUACCCAACUGUUGUUGUAAUUAACAAUUUUUUGCAUGGGCGGUAGUCAUGAUACAUAGCGCCCCAGCAAAACGGUUUUCUAUCUUGUGAUGUAAUUUAAUCCUGAGAUACCUAUGAUCAGUAGAAGUUCUCUGCCGCGGAUGGCAGACCAGUUGUAUCUCCA